Messenger RNA from Perognathus longimembris pacificus (Pacific pocket mouse), 924 nucleotides. Its product is annotated as mas-related G-protein coupled receptor member X2-like. The transcript has a single exon. Gene Ontology annotation, cellular component: membrane. NCBI's taxonomy places the organism in Eukaryota, Metazoa, Chordata, Mammalia, Rodentia, Heteromyidae. The record is from RefSeq and is a predicted model, not a curated record. Gene Ontology annotation, biological process: G protein-coupled receptor signaling pathway. The coding region runs from base 1 to 924 and encodes 307 amino acids. Gene Ontology annotation, molecular function: G protein-coupled receptor activity.
AUGAAUGUGGAAGCAACCACACUAUCCUUGAUGACAGACAUGACAAGAACCAUGACAUCUAACUAUAAGCACAUCUCUCCAGGAAACUGCGUCAUGGAGAAGACAAUUCUCCAAUGCUUUGGUGCCAUCAUUGCUGUGAUUGGACUGGAAGGAAAUGCAGCUGUGAUCUGGCUCCUGGGCCUCCGGAUUCCAAGAAAGGCCAUCUGGGUUUGCAUUCUAAAUCUGGCUGUGGCUGACUUUCUCUCCCUUUGCUUUCAAUUUAUAUAUUACCUGCAUGAAUUCACCAGUUAUUUCCUUCAUAGCAUGGGAGACUAUUCCUUUCAUGCCUUUCGCUUCCUGUUUUUCUAUUUGUAUAUAGCAGGCCUGGGCUUCCUCAGUGUUAUUAGCCUGGAGCGCUGCCUGUCUGUCCUGUGUCCCAUCUGGUACAGGAGCCAAUGCCCAAGACAAGCAUCAUCCUUUAUGUGUGUGCUGCUCUGGGUCUUACCAGUGCCAUUUUCUUCUUUGCUAACUCAUUACUGUCCAAGUGUUUCUGUCGUUGAUUAUGGGACUCAGUGUGAGUUAAGUAGACUUUCUGCUGAUGGAUACUUGCUGCUUCUGUUUGUGAUUGUCUCAGGGGCCAGCCUGGCUAUGACUGUAAGGAUGUUCUGUGGUUCUCUACGGAUGUCACUGACCAGGUUGUAUGUGACUGUCCUGCUCUCAGUGCUGGUCUACAUCUUCUGUGGACUGUGCUUUCCAAUUUUUUCCUUACUAAAAGUUAUGUUUUCUAGUCAUAUCCACCACUUCGACUGUUAUCUUAAUGAGCUUUUAGAUUUACUAGACUCUGGCAACAGGAUUGCCAACCCUGUCAUUUACUUCUUUGUGGACUCCUUCAGGCAGGUUCACUGGUUAAGUGUCUUUCAGUCUUCUCUACCGGGGAUGCCUUGA